Protobothrops mucrosquamatus (brown spotted pit viper) is the source of this 758-nucleotide messenger RNA. It is a transcript of the gene KCTD2, whose product is annotated as potassium channel tetramerization domain containing 2. Gene Ontology annotation, cellular component: Cul3-RING ubiquitin ligase complex; cytoplasm. The transcript has 6 exons. Gene Ontology annotation, molecular function: cullin family protein binding. Bases 1 to 477 code for a protein of 158 amino acids. The record is from RefSeq and is a predicted model, not a curated record. Gene Ontology annotation, biological process: protein homooligomerization; proteasome-mediated ubiquitin-dependent protein catabolic process. NCBI's taxonomy places the organism in Eukaryota, Metazoa, Chordata, Lepidosauria, Squamata, Viperidae.
AUGGUUGCGCUCACAGCAUUUAAGGAUGAAACAGGGGCAUAUCUCAUUGAUAGGGAUCCCACAUAUUUUGGUCCAAUCCUGAACUACCUCCGGCAUGGAAAACUCAUAAUAAACAAGGAAUUGGCAGAAGAAGGCGUCCUGGAAGAAGCUGAAUUUUACAACAUUGCAUCUCUAGUGAGGCUGGUGAAAGAGCGAAUACGAGACAAUGAAAGCAGAACUUCUCAAGGACCUGUCAAGCAUGUUUACCGAGUUCUGCAGUGCCAAGAAGAAGAACUGACCCAGAUGGUGUCUACUAUGUCUGAUGGAUGGAAAUUUGAACAGUUAAUUAGUAUUGGAUCUUCAUACAACUAUGGAAAUGAAGAUCAGGCAGAAUUUCUCUGUGUUGUAUCAAGAGAGCUCAAUAAUUCGACCAAUGGCAUUGUCAUAGAGCCUAGUGAGAAAGCAAAGAUUCUUCAGGAGCGAGGAUCCCGGAUGUAAUCCAAGCAUUUAACUUUAAAACUCCCAGAUGUUAAAAAGGGCAACUUAGCUGGGCAGAGAAUUUCUCCUGCAGUCCAACCUUGCUUUUGUACAGUAAUAAAACUAACACAAAGCAAAGCUGAGCCUGUCCUGCCAGUGGAGAAUUAAAUCCUGGUAAAAACCAAAGGCUCAUCCCACCCCAGUCACAGAAAGCUAUAAGAGAAAAGAAGAGAAUCUUCCAGCUGGAGAGCGCCUAGUUACAGUCCUUCAGGUCCAGGGAAAAUAGAUUUGAAAAUGAAUAA